CUUGCCUUCAAUGCAUUCAACAGACGUCCAGAAGCACCAUACGAGUGCUACAUUCAACGGUGCUAACAGGUUGGAUAAUGGAGAGGGACUGUUACGAGUGUUACAUCAAACGGUGCUGGGAGGUUGGAUGAUGGAGAGCACUGUACAAGUGCCACACCCAGUAUCUCCUCUUAUAGAUUUUGGAGGGAAAUGCAGUUGCGCCACUGUAUUUGUGUGUAUAAACAAGAUUCUCUCUCCUCAUUUCACUUUGAAAAUCUGUCUGCAACUCUAGUCCGAUUUCAGAAACAAUCGGAAAAUUAGGGCAAAACCGGUGAUCGUCACUAUUUCUUCAACUUGAGCUUUGUCAGAUCCCUACGAUCUCUUGAUUGCUAUGUAUGUCUGAAGCUUGUGCGUGCACAGAUAUAUAACCUAUCUCAAAAACUUCAGAUUUCCUUCGGUGUUGGUCCUGCUUGACCUGAUAAAUGGACGCUAAGUAUCAGCUGAUUGAGAAGAUUGGAGAAGGCAGUUUUGGUGUGGUUUACAAGUGCCGUGAACGUGCAACCAAUAAAACUGUAGCUCUGAAGAGGAUUAUCUUUAUGGAUCAAGAUGAAGGUGUCCCCAGUUAUGUAAUAAGAGAAAUCUCACUUUUGCAGGAACUGAAUCAUGGCAAUAUAAUCAGGUUACUUGAGGUAAUAAUAAACAAUUGGGCAAGCGUGGAUCUCAUUUUUGAGUGUCUGGACCUUGAUCUAUCAAACUUCAUUGCAUCUUAUCCUGAGGUUGCAAAGGAACGACAAAAAAUAAAGGGUUUUCUCUCUCAGAUUCUCUGUGGUGUUGCUUAUUGUCAUUCUCAUAAAAUACUCCACCGGGAUUUGAAACCUGAGAAUUUGCUGAUAGAUGGCAACAACAACAUAGUGAAGAUUGCUGACUUUGGAUUGGCCAGGGCAUUUGGUGUUCCUCUUAGGAACUACACUGGCAAGGGUGGAACUUUAGCAUACAAGGCACCCGAACUCCUGCUUGGUGCCAAUUACUCCACUCCGGUUGAUAUGUGGUCUGUGGGGUGUAUAUUUGCUGAGAUGGUGACCGGUCAGCCUCUGUUCCAAGCACAUACUGAAUUUAAUGUAUUGAUGGAAAUAUUCAGGAUGUUUGGUGUGCCAACUGAAGCAACCUGGCCUGGAGUGACUUCAUUAUGUGUCCACUUUACUAAAAUGAUCGCGUUCCGCACUGUUGUCAAACGAAACCUUGCAGCCGAGGCCGCUGGAGUUGGAGCUGUUGGAUUGGAUCUUCUUUCUAAAAUGCUGAUCUUGGAUCCAAGUAGAAGGAUUACUGCUUCUGAUGCACUUCAGCAUGCAUACUUCCGUAUUUGAGCUCUGACGGUUGGAUAGUUCGUUCAUCCAUGUACUCUCUGCAUCUAUGGAACUUGAUUCUUCUAUUCCCCUCCACUAACAAAACUGUGUACAUAACUUGCACCCGUUACUGUUCUACUGAAACUGUUACGAUAACAAGGUCUUGAAUCUCACCAAAAACUACGUGAAUAUCAUUUCUCCUUGUUUGGUUGUGUGGAAAUAUUACGACACCAGAGGUGGAGGGUAUUGUUUCUAAUGCUUGGAUUCGGCCUUUAGAUCUUUUUUUUUGCCACAAAUUUACCGAGCCGUAGACCGUAGUCAUCUUCAAUGUGCUUUGUAGUGGUGACAAAGCCAGUCUCUCCCUGAUAUUUGCCCCUCUGGAUCUGUUUGUUAUUAUUCCCAGGUAAAUGGACAUAAAUGGGGGGUCUCAUGAAUGAGAGACUACUGCUACUUUGUGCUUUCAUCUACUUGUCUUGCUUUUAUCUUUUUCCUUUACCAAUGAUGGUGUUAAUCAGAGUUAGAGAAUCUUGUAAGCAGCUUAAUGAGGCUAAUUGCGAAAACAGGAUUGUAAUUGCGAAAACAGGAUUGUUAUGUUUGGGUGCACCAAAUCAAGGUGGGAAUUCGGUGCCGCCAUACACAGUAAUAUGAGAAUUUGUCCAUUUAUCCGUCUAAAAACUAAA
Messenger RNA from Cornus florida, 2002 nucleotides. RefSeq names its product cell division control protein 2 homolog. The record is from RefSeq and is a predicted model, not a curated record. The coding region runs from base 462 to 1343 and encodes 293 amino acids. The transcript has 10 exons. Lineage: Eukaryota; Viridiplantae; Streptophyta; Magnoliopsida; Cornales; Cornaceae. Gene Ontology annotation, molecular function: cyclin-dependent protein serine/threonine kinase activity; ATP binding; cyclin binding. Gene Ontology annotation, biological process: regulation of meiotic cell cycle; signal transduction; regulation of G2/M transition of mitotic cell cycle. Gene Ontology annotation, cellular component: nucleus; cyclin-dependent protein kinase holoenzyme complex; cytoplasm.